Nezara viridula (southern green stink bug) is the source of this 426-nucleotide messenger RNA. Lineage: Eukaryota; Metazoa; Arthropoda; Insecta; Hemiptera; Pentatomidae. The record is from the annotation of a GenBank genome assembly.
AUGGGUACCAUUUUUAGAACCUGGCUCCAGUGCUACGGUGGUGUCUAUUCAGCACCGACAAAUACUCUAGUCAGGAGGCUUCCACCCUGCUCUGUACCUAAGGGCGACCCUGACAAGGCCUGGAUAGCUCAGUCGGUAGAGCAUCAGACUUUUAAUCUGAGGAGAAUAAAGGCCGCCCCCCCCCGCUCCACUUCUCCGGAACAGUUGGAGUUAUUACUGUUGGGAACUCUCUCGGGCAGUUUUCACGAGUUGGCCAUAAAGAAGACUACACCCGCCGACCCUGUAAAGUUGAACAUAACCAGGGAGGAGGAUGCUAAUGGUAAUGGGUCCUCGACUUCCACCACGUCGGGACGCUCGUCCUGGGGCGGCAUCGAUCAGGAGGACAAAGCCUUGUUAGCCCCGAGUGGCGAUUUUUUGCGGCAAUAA